AUUCUGAUGUGAUUAUCUAGUAAAGCUAGAUAUAGCUGCAUAUAAAUCAUUAAGAAGUACUCCUAUUGCUGCAAAUUAUGUGCACAUUUGCCCCACAAUGACUGAAUUUUGCGCGCAUCUUGCCCUUGUCCCGAAAGGGAUAAUCUGAACCAGCAAAUUAAAAGUUUACAGUUUUUAAUAUAAAAGUAUAAAGUUUGGUAACAUUGCAUAGGACUCCUUGGAAUAAUUCAAUUAUGGGCGAUAUGAAAUAUUUACUGGAUAGUAUGACUUUCCAAUUAUCAAACAAAGACAAUUUUGAGCCUAAUGAACUCACACGGCCAGACAUCAUGCUUGUAGAGAAACCUGUGUUACUAACAAAUCCGAUUCCUUCAAACUAUUCGUCCAUAGAUAAGAGAACUAAAGCCAGAAGAAUAUACCCAGAGAAGUUUAGCAACAACGAGACAGAGGGUGAGGAGAGUGAUGAUGAUAUUUCCACACCCAUGGUGCAAAAGAUGACUAAGGAUGAUGAUACCACCAACUUUACUAAUAAUUCCCACAAUCCAAGAAUAGAGAGAAUCAAACAUGGAAUUAACAAGUUAUCUGUUACACCUAAAAAGUUGACGUUUGAUGAUAGGAACAUAACAGCUCAAUUCAUAAAUAAAAAUUUGAAUUCUAUAAAUAUUAAACCCAAAUAUGGCUUAGACUUUGAAAUAUAUAAAGAUUAACUAUGCUUAAAUUUUCUUAAAUUGUCCCAACCCACUGAAUUUGCAUUUGGUAAUUUUAUCAUUUCAACCUUUGUGACAAAUUCAGGAUUUUUAAUACCUUCCUGAGCAUAAGUGCUUAUGUAUCUAAUUGGUUUCUUAAUUGAUGGAACAUCAUCUUUUUCGAUACUCUCUUGUCUCAACUCUAGUGGUAAAUUCUUGACAAUUUCAGGGUAUAUAGUAGGCAAAGAAAAGCGAUUAAUUAUAUCAAACUGUGGAGUUUCGACUGGUACUGGAGGAGGUAUAGGAGCAAGGAAUUCUCGUUUCUUUGCUUCAAAUUUCUUACUCAAUUCAAGUUGUUUUUGUUGGAAUUCUUGGUUUAAUGCUUCAUAUUGUUCUUCCUCCCCAGCUGAUUCUUUAUUAGAAUCACUAAUAAAAGGAUCAUUGAAUGUAUCUUCCAAUUGUCGCUGUCUUUUCUUUUCUUCAAUUGAUUUUUGCUUCUGAAUAUGUUCACGUUGUAACGACUCAAAUUCUGCUCUUUCUUGAUCUAAAAUUAAUUUUAUUUGCUCUUGUCUAUUCUUUUCUUGUUCUAUCCAUUGAUUAUGAUUUUCAAUUGCUUGCUUUCUCAACUCAAUUUCGCGUUGUUCAACUUGCGAUGCCUUCAAUUGUUCAAAAUCAGUAGUUUUAAAUUUAAAAUAAUUCUUCCAAGUUUGAUUUGAAAUGUGUCUAUAAGUGUUUAAUAAAACAUUAAAUUGUAAAUUAUUAUGCAACAUUUCAAGGUUAGAAUAAUCUUCAGUAAACUUUCUCUGCUUGGCAAAUACUGUUUCAACUAAUUGAUUAUUAAAUUUUUCAUGAAGUAACCCUUUUAAGCUGUGAUUAUAACGUGAUUUAAUUGUGGAUAUCUUCUUUUUAUGAAUCUUUUUAAUUGGAUCAUUGGUUAAUUUAAUCUUGUUAAUCUUAUUCAUCAACGCGGCAUCCUUAUAAUUACCAGAACCAGGACCACGAUAUGAUUUAGUAUAGUAAUAUUUUGCAUGAUGAUAAUUAUCACUGU
This is a messenger RNA of Spathaspora passalidarum NRRL Y-27907, 1731 nucleotides long. RefSeq lists its product as uncharacterized. The record is from RefSeq and is a predicted model, not a curated record. NCBI's taxonomy places the organism in Eukaryota, Fungi, Ascomycota, Pichiomycetes, Serinales, Debaryomycetaceae. The annotation marks the transcript as partial. The transcript has a single exon.